CAAAAUGGCAAAACUUUAUUCGUAUUAUACACUGUGCCCGCUUAUUGAUCAACAAAAUUUGUUAGGUGUUGAAAGAGAUUCGGAAAGCGGAUGUGCAAUCGUUACAUUAGGAAGAAAUAUUGUAAUUCGAUAUAAGCUACAAGAUCCAAAGCAAUUGAGUAGUUGGACGAGUAAAGAUCGGUUAACGACACAAGUUAUUUAUGAUGAAACAACCCAUCGAUAUGCUGCGAUAUUUAACGAGAAGAAGAUACGUCUUUGGUCCGAGAAAGAGACGGACUUGAAUAGCAUUAGAGGUUACAAAUUUCAAUCUCCGUUACACACUAUUCUUACUCUCGAAAAGGGGCCCCCUGUGUUGGUUCGUAAAGAUGGAGCUACCGCUUCGUUAGAAUGGGCUGUACAAAACAGAAAAUCUUGGUCCAAAGAUGGAAUCUUAGGUGUGGAUGAAAAGAUUUUGGAUUGUCAUUUAUUUCGUACCGGCAACAAAAUUAACUUAUGUCUCUUAACUGAAACCAAUGGAAUGUAUUGUUGCUUAGUGAUUAAACUUAACGAUACAACCUUCUCCAAAGAUAUGGAUCGUGUAAGGAGAAUGGAAUUGACGCGAAGAUCAGAGAAGUUAGUUGGUUAUACAGUACUUCAAACAAAAAACAAAGCAUGUCUGUUGACAUUGUGGUCGCAUGGCAGACUGUACAGCCAUUCUUUGACAGAAACAAGUAGUGAAUUUAGUUUACAUACACUGAUUGGUAUUAUUUGUAAUAUCAAUACAAAACAUCCUGUAGUUAUGACACCAUUGAAUGAAGCUACUAUAGCAAUUUAUGGAGCUGAUGCUUCUGAAGAAGGAGCUAUAUUAAUGAUCUAUAAUGUGCAAUUCAAAUUGGUUCAAGAUGCACAGAAACUAAAGCUUUAUACAAAAGAUGCAAAAUUAUGGAAAAUCGAGGACAAAUUAUUGCUUGCAGCCAAUAAACACUUGGCAAUUGCUCCUUAUCAUCUAGCACCUCAAAAAAUAGCUACUUUACUUGGUUCAUCCUUACAUUUCAAAACUGGCGAUGAAACCGAGAAAGACGACGAGAUUAUUGUGGUACAAGAAUCAACAGUAGCUCAAUGGGAAAAUAAUUCACCACCUUUAGUUAAACAAUUGGUUCAGCAACCUCCUAAAAAACUUUCCAAACAAAUAUCCUCUUACGUGAACGAAGGAUUAAGUGAUGCGGCAAUACAAGAAAUAUUGAUUCCACAAUUGAUAGAAUCGAAAGACAUUGAAGGAAUUGUAUGGUGUUUAAAUACCUUUAAGGACCUACCAGAGAAAUUAUUAAUCGAUCUUUUGAUUUUCUCGCUAAGAUGUAACGACGCUACGUUUUUACCGUCGCAAAACGGGACAAUCAACGAUCUUUCCAUCGUCAAGAACUUUUAUUCCAGAAACGAUUUUCUCGAUAAAAUUUUUAGUCUUACUUAUUCCGAUGUCUCUUUAUCUUCGUAUCUUAAAAGCGGCUUAAAUUUCGACGAAAUAUUAAGACUAUUGCAAUAUUUAAUACAAAAGUUAGACGAUCAGGAAAAUAUUUUCAGCUAUAUCGUACAGCAACCUACAGAUAAACAAUUAUAUGAGUGGUCUAGCCUUUUGUUAGAAUCCCACUAUCAGCAUUAUGUAUUAUCACGAGAUCCGGAAGUAUCAAUGCUUCUCAAUAAACUUAAUUGUGUUUUAGACGAUCAUUUGCGUGUAUUCAAGGACAUGGAAAACUUGAGGCCUAUCUUAAAACGGAUUAUUAACGAAAAAUCAUCAAAGCUGUUACAAAAAAACCGUAAUAAGUUCUAUGCAAUAGAGGAAAUAAAACUUUACUAACACGAAAAAUUAUUCUGU
Messenger RNA from Colletes gigas, 1849 nucleotides. Its product is annotated as nucleolar protein 11. Bases 5 to 1831 code for a protein of 608 amino acids. Gene Ontology annotation, molecular function: RNA binding. The record is from RefSeq and is a predicted model, not a curated record. Gene Ontology annotation, cellular component: nucleolus; nucleus. NCBI's taxonomy places the organism in Eukaryota, Metazoa, Arthropoda, Insecta, Hymenoptera, Colletidae. Gene Ontology annotation, biological process: maturation of SSU-rRNA. The transcript is spliced from 3 exons.